GCUGUUUACAUUCCAGAAUAUCGAAAUAAAGAAAGCUGAAAGAGAAAUUUAUUAUGAACCUUGUAAACAGUGUUUAAGCUGUUCUUCCUAAAAACGGAUGCGUUGUGUGAUCGCUUGCUGCGUUAUAUCUAAUUCUUGUAGCCACGUAGUCGGUUAAAUCCAAAACAGUCCCUUAGAAUGCUCUCUGUAACCUGCAUUGCUCCUGUAAACAUAGCGGUAAUAAAGUACUGGGGAAAGCGCGAUGAAGACCUCAUUUUACCGCUGAAUGACUCCGUUAGUGCUACGUUGUCCGCUGAUCACCUUUGUACAAAAACGACGGUCAGCACGUGCGAAAGCUUUACCGAAAAUAAGAUCGUUCUGAAUGGAAAGGAAGAAUCGUUCGACAAUCCUCGGCUGUUGCGAUGCCUUGCAGAGAUUAAAAAACGAGCGAAAGCAUCUAACAAAUGCAAGCCGGAACUACUGAAAUGGAAUGUACACGUUAAGACUGAAAAUAAUUUCCCCACUGCCGCUGGGCUAGCUUCGAGUGCCUCCGGAUAUGCUUGUUUAGUUUACACCCUUGCCUGCCUUUACGGAAUCGAAAACGAAGAGAUCAGCUCCAUUGCACGCCAGGGAAGCGGCUCAGCAUGUCGUAGUUUGCACUCUGGAUUUGUGCAGUGGCGCAAAGGGGAACUUCCGGAUGGUAGCGAUUCCUUAGCCGUUCAACUGGUUCCACAUGACUUUUGGCCGGAAAUGCGAAUCAUCAUCCUAGUGGUGAAUGAUGCACGAAAGAAAACUAGUUCCACCGGAGGGAUGUCGACUAGCGUCAAAACGUCCAAACUGUUAAAGUACCGCGUAAAGACGUGCGUCCCCCAACACACCAAGGAUUUGGUAGAGGCCUUGCACCAAAAGGACUUUGAUACCUUCGGAAGAAUCACCAUGCAGGAUAGUAAUCAAUUUCACGCGGUUUGCCUGGACACUUAUCCACCAUGUGUUUACAUGAACGAUGUCUCAUUUGCCGUCGUCAACAUGGUGCAUCAGUUCAACGCGUUAAAGAAAGAAAUCCGAGUGGCCUAUACAUUCGAUGCCGGUCCAAACGCGUGCCUUUAUCUACUGGAAAAGGAUGUCCCUGAGGUGCUGGGAGUAGUGAAUCAAGUUUUUCCCAAUGAUAAACUCGGUGAUCCGGAAUACAUCAAGGGCAUUCCGGUCGAUAUAGCCACACUGCCGAAAGUGGAUCAGCAAUUUACUGCCAACGGGAAAAAUCUCUUGAAAUAUCUCAUUAACACAAAAGUUGGCGAGGGACCUAAACGCAUUGAUUGAACUACAGCUUAGUUAUUUAAAUAUAUAUAUGUUUAACUUGCGGUGAUGGAAUCAUGGCUUUCUUUCG
Molecule: messenger RNA, 1363 nt
Organism: Ochlerotatus camptorhynchus
Lineage: Eukaryota; Metazoa; Arthropoda; Insecta; Diptera; Culicidae
Gene: Mvd
Product: mevalonate diphosphate decarboxylase
Exons: 6
Coding region: 178-1296 (372 amino acids)
Biological process (GO): isoprenoid biosynthetic process; isopentenyl diphosphate biosynthetic process, mevalonate pathway
Cellular component (GO): cytosol
Molecular function (GO): ATP binding; diphosphomevalonate decarboxylase activity
Source: RefSeq, a predicted model, not a curated record